AUGAAGGAAACGUUUCUGGCGGAAAUGAAAGCGGAGAACAUCCAGCGAUUUUUACACAAUUUCACACGACGUCCUCACUUGGCGGGUACAGAGGAGAACCUACACCUUGCCGAACAAAUACAAGCCCAGUGGAAGGGAUUUGGCUUGGAUUCAGUUCAUCUGGCCCCCUACGACGUCCUGCUGUCCUACCCAAAUGAAACGAAUCCCAACUACAUCUCAGUUGUCGACGAACAGGGGCAUGAGAUUUUCAACACAUCAUUAAUUGAGCCUCCUCCUCCGGGGUAUGAGGACAUUGGAGAUGUAGUUCCACCCUACAGCGCAUUCUCAGCCCAGGGCACGCCUGAGGGAGAUCUUGUGUACGUGAACUACGGCCGCAUAGAGGACUUCUUCAAGUUAGAGCGGGAGAUGGGAAUUAAUUGUUCCGGGAAAAUUGUCAUUGCCAGAUACGGAAAAAUCUUCAGAGGAAACAAGGUGAAGAACGCCGAGAUGGCUGGGGCGACAGGUGUCAUUUUAUACUCUGACCCCGCAGAUUCCUGUGCCCCUGGAGUAAAUCCUUACCCAGAGGGUUGGAACCUCCCGGAAGGAGGAGUCCAGCGUGGGAACGUAUUAAAUCUGAACGGGGCCGGGGAUCCUCUGACCCCAGGAUAUCCAGCCAAAGAGUAUGCCUACCGCUAUGAUGAAGCAGAAGCCGCAGGCCUCCCCAAAAUCCCUGUCCAUCCUAUCGGUUACCGUGAUGCCGAGCAGCUACUGAAGGACAUGGGAGGGCCUGCCCCCCCGGACAGCUGGAAGGGAAACCUCUCGGUGCCUUACAACGUUGGGCCAGGGUUCGGAGGAAGUGCCUCAAAAAGGAAGGUCAAAAUGCACAUUCACAGCUUCAACAAAGUGACAAGAAUAUACAAUGUGAUUGGUACUCUCCGAGGAGCUGUAGAACCAGACAGGUACGUUAUUCUAGGAGGCCACCGUGACUCUUGGGUGUUUGGAGGAAUCGAUCCUCAGAGCGGGGCUGCUGUCGUUCACGAGAUUGUCAGAAGCUUCGGAAAGCUAAAGCAGAAUGGAUGGAGACCCAGAAGAACAAUCAUCUUUGCCAGCUGGGAUGCUGAGGAAUUCGGCUUGCUGGGAUCUACAGAGUGGGCUGAGGAAAAUGUCAAACUGUUGCAGGAGCGCGCGGUGGCCUACAUCAAUGCCGACUCCUCCGUAGAAGGCAACUACACCCUCCGGGUUGACUGUACCCCCCUGAUGUACAGCCUGGUGUACAAUCUGACUAAAGAGAUACCAAGCCCUGAUGAAGGGUUCGAAGGCAGAUCUCUCUACGAAAGCUGGCUGAAGAAAAACCCGUGGAAGGAUGUCCCCUGGAUCAACAAACUUGGCUCGGGCAAUGAUUUCGAAGUCUUUUUCCAGAGGCUGGGCAUCGCGUCUGGCAGAGCUCGUUACACUAAAAAUUGGAAAGUGGACAAAUUCAGCAGCUACCCAGUUUAUCACAGUGUCUACGAGACCUAUGAGAUUGUGAAGCGGUUUUAUGACCCCACUUUUAAGAACCAUCGGGCUGUGGCCCAGGUCCGGGGCGGGCUGGUCUUUGAGCUGGCAGACUCCCUUGUCCUUCCUUUCGACUGCCGGGAUUACGCAGGGGCGUUACAGAGCUACGCCGAUGUCAUUUACAACAUGACUCAGAAAUAUUUGACAGAACUGGCAGCGUACCGUGUAUCGUUGGAUCCUCUUUUCUCCGCAGUGAAGAAUUUUUCAGAAGCUGCCGGCGACUUUCACAGAAGGUUGCAGCAACUGGAUACCAGAGACCCACUUGCAGUGAGAUCUCGGAACGACCAGCUGAUGUUUCUGGAAAGAGCAUUUAUCGAUCCUCUGGGUUUACCUGGCACGCCAUUUUAUAGACACGUCAUCUUCGCUCCCAGCCGCCACAACAAGUACGCUGGAGUGUCUUUCCCGGGAAUCUACGACGCCUUGUUCGAUAUCGGCAACCGGGCAAACCCAGGCAAGGCGUGGGAGGAAGUAAAGAGGCAGAUCUCCAUUGCAGCCUACACGGUGCAAGCGGCCGCUGGGACUCUGAGGGAAUCAGCAUGA
Euleptes europaea (tarantolino) is the source of this 2073-nucleotide messenger RNA. Its product is annotated as glutamate carboxypeptidase 2-like. The transcript has 18 exons. Gene Ontology annotation, molecular function: carboxypeptidase activity. Lineage: Eukaryota; Metazoa; Chordata; Lepidosauria; Squamata; Sphaerodactylidae. The record is from RefSeq and is a predicted model, not a curated record. The coding region runs from base 1 to 2073 and encodes 690 amino acids.